This is a messenger RNA of Pistacia vera, 513 nucleotides long. Its product is annotated as sugar transporter ESL1-like. The coding region runs from base 67 to 513 and encodes 148 amino acids. Lineage: Eukaryota; Viridiplantae; Streptophyta; Magnoliopsida; Sapindales; Anacardiaceae. The record is from RefSeq and is a predicted model, not a curated record. Gene Ontology annotation, cellular component: membrane. The transcript has 4 exons. Gene Ontology annotation, molecular function: transmembrane transporter activity. Gene Ontology annotation, biological process: transmembrane transport.
AAGAAAUCCCAUCUGUUACUCUUCUUGUUCCCUUUUCUCUUUUAUGCUCUCACAAGAAAAGAUAAUAUGGGGAGAGAAAGCCUGGAAGAAGGACUGCUGCCAAGCUCUUCAAUUCUUGAACCUGCUCAUAUUGUUAGUAGCAUUGGCAAUGGCGAUGACAUAACUGAUCAAACUGAUUCUUCCGCUACACCUGUCGUUUUUUUCAGCACUUUCAUUACCGUGUGCAGUUACUUUGCCUUUGGCUGCGCAACAGGAUAUUCGUCGCCUGCUGAAUCUGGAAUCAUGAAGGAUCUCGGCCUCUCAGUAGCAGCAUAUUCUGUUUUUGUUUCUGUAUUAGCGAUUGGAGCACUUCUAGGUUCAUUAAUAAAUGGGAAAAUAACUGACCUCAUUGGUCGGAGAGGAGGAAUGUGGCUGGCAGAUUUUUUUUUCAUCUUUGGCUGGCUAACUACUAGGAUUAAUGACUUAAAAAAAUCCUACAACAAGACCCUUGGAUGCGUUUGCUUAACCUAUUAA